Molecule: messenger RNA, 936 nt
Organism: Cricetulus griseus (Chinese hamster)
Lineage: Eukaryota; Metazoa; Chordata; Mammalia; Rodentia; Cricetidae
Source: RefSeq, a predicted model, not a curated record
AGGAGGAGGAAGCGGCCCCUGCAAGCUCCGGGCGCGCUCAACAGUGGGCGGUCCGCACACAACGAACUGGAGAAACGCAGGAGGGCCCAGCUGAAGCGGUGCCUGGAGCAGCUGAGGCAGCAGAUGCCCCUGGGCGUUGACUGUCCCCGAUAUACCACACUGAGCUUGCUGCGCCGCGCCAGGGUGCACAUCCAGGUAGAUGAAAUGUGUUACUUAGAGGUGGUGGAUGGCAAAUGGCAAGACGCGGGCAGCAUUCCUUCUGGCUUGGCGCCUGCCAGGCUGCUUUCUACACUGCAUAAGCUGGAGGAGCAGGAGCAGCAGGCCCAGCGGCUCAAGGAGAAGCUUCGCAGUGAACAGCAAAGCCUGCAGCAGCAAUUGGAGCAGCUCCAGGGGCUGCCCGGAGCUGGAGAGCGGGACCGACCCCGAGCUGACAGCCUGGACUCUUCUGUUCUGUCCUCUGAGCGCUCAGACUCAGACCAAGAGGAUGUAGAGGUGGAUGUGGAGAGCCUGGUGUUUGGGACUGAGACUGAACUGCUUCCGAGACUCAGCACUAGCCAGGGGCUUGGCUACUCACACAGCACCAGUACCUGGCUAUGACACUCACUGCCCAUAGCAUCCUUUUCUCUUUGGACUGAGCCUACUAGGCAGGAGCCCCACACAAGUCCCAAGGUCUGCUUAGAGCCACUUGUUGGAGACUGGGAGGAGACUACGAAAGAUCCUUGUGUGGAAACAGGACUCUGUGGGCUCAGCUGCACAGCUUGAGCCUGGGCUACCCUCCCCAUUCCCCUAGGGGGGGCAUUUUAUGUAGCCCUUGGCUCUGCUUUGCUGCCCCCCAUGGGGACAGGAGCCUAUAGGCCGCUUGUUCCUGGGCAAAAAGCCCCAGGCCUCUGCCCCACACAUACCGCACAGUAUUUUCAUUAAAAUCCUCUUUCGUAA